ACAUACCACAGAGCCGUGUGUGUGUGUGUGUGUGUGUGUGUGUGAGAGAGUGGAGGAAACCAAAUAAAUAUCCGUGCGCAGAAGGGCAUCGGGGAUUAUUUUUGGCAGAUGCGGCGUGUUUCUAUUUUUGCGCUUUGCCUUUGACUCGGGAAGCAGUCGGUGAUGGAAAAAAGAGAAGAGAGACAAGAGACAGUGCGCGAGCCAUAAACCGGCGCUACAGCCAUCUCUGUACAAGAGUGUCAGGACAUGGCAGUUCCUUUACCUCCGUGUGUCAUCGACUAUGGGACUGGCUACACGAAGAUCGGCUAUGCUGGAAACACCGAGCCACAGUUCAUCAUGCCAUCCUGCAUCGGCAUCCGAGAGACAGCUGGAGUUGGAGACCAGGCUCAGAGACGCCUCAUGAAGGGAGUGGAUGAUCUGGAUUUCUUCAUUGGUGACGAAGCGAUCGACAAACCCAACUACGCAACCAAGUGGCCCAUCAGGCACGGUAUCAUCGAGGACUGGGAUCUGAUGGAGAAGUUCAUGGAGCAGAUUAUUUUUAAAUACCUGCGAGCUGAGCCAGAAGAUCACAACUUCCUUGUGACAGAACCUCCUCUGAACACACCGGAGAACAGAGAGUAUUUAGCCGAGAUCAUGUUUGAAACCUUCAACAUUCCAGGCCUUUACAUCGCCGUCCAGGCCGUUCUGGCUCUAGCGGCCUCGUGGACGUCCAGGCAGGUGGGACAGCGGACGCUAACAGGAAUCGUCAUUGACAGUGGGGACGGAGUCACGCAUGCCAUACCUGUGGCCGAGGGCUACGUGAUCGGGAGCUGUAUAAAGCACAUCCCUAUAGCAGGCCGAGACAUCACCUACUUCAUCCAGCAGCUCCUCAGAGAGAGAGAGGUCGGGAUUCCUCCUGAACAGUCUCUGGAGACCGCAAAGGCAGUCAAGGAGAGGUUCUGCUACAUCUGCCCAGACAUUGUGAAAGAGUUCACGAAGUACGACACAGACCCCGGGAAAUGGAUCAAGAAAUACAAAGGCAUCAACACCAUCACCAAAAAUGAGUUUCACAUAGACGUAGGAUAUGAGCGCUUCCUCGGACCGGAGAUUUUCUUCCAUCCAGAGUUUGCUAACCCGGAUUUCAUGGAUCCCAUUUCAGACGUGGUGGAUGAGGUCAUUCAGAGCUGUCCCAUAGACGUGAGAAGACCUCUUUACAAGCUAGAGGUCACUGUUGAUCCACCAGACUCUCUUCUAGACACUCAGUAACUUACACAACAACCAAAUCCUUCCCUCUGAGGCUGCACCUGAGGAAAAAACACCAAUGUGACAUUUAGCAGGAAUAAACCUAAAUAUUUCUGCAGCAGAUAUGAGUUCAUUGUUUUUCAGUAUGCAUUGUGUGUGUGUGUGUGUGUAUGUUUGUGUGUGUGUGUGUGUGUAUGGGUAAACAAAGCUCACAAAGCUUUGACAAAAUCCAAUUUGGGAAGCUGGUAAUUAGAAGUGGCAAGGAUUAAAAGAGCUCAUUUGAUUUGCAUGUGAAGUGAAUAGGAAAACAUUUGGACUGUGAAUAGAGGCCAGGGAAAGAGUCGGGUUGAUUUGAAAGAAUAUCUCGGCAUCCAGUCUUCUCUCUAAAAACAUUUUCCGACUUAAUACUGACGCAAAUACGCUCAUGAGCUCUCAAAGCAAUUAUGCAACAUGAAGGCGUAGGAUUUGAAACAGUAGCGCGGAUGUGAAACACUGCUGUGCCCAACCCAAUUAAAUCAUUUAUCCAUAUUGAUCUCCUUUGGGGGAUUUUGGAGCAUCAUGUUAGACAGCGGUCUCUAACGUCGUCAUUACAGCACCAGCUGAGGGAACAACUUUUUGGAAGAAGGGUGUUCAUCACUCCGGAUGUGGUGAAGGUGCUGGACUAAUGAUUGGAAGGUUGUGCCACUGCUGGGCCCUUGACCCUUCAUUUUUACCUUUACAUUUCUGGCAUUUGGCACACUCCCGUAUCCAGAGUGACUUACAAUUUAUCUCAUUUUUUAUACAACUGAGCAAUUGAGGGUUAAGGGCCCCCUAGUGGCAGAUUGGCGGACCUGGGAUUUGACCUCAUCAACAUCCAAUCAGUAGCCCAACACCUUAACCACUAAGCUACCACAAUUGCUUAGCUGUAUAAAAUGAGAUAAAAAAUUGUAAGUCACUGUGGAUAAAGAUGUCUGCCAAAUGUCAGAAAUGUAAAAUGUAAUGGACGUGCUUUCGUGGUGGUCAGACACCUUAGUAAGACUCUGUAUGUUAGUUUUCAAGCUUCAUCUUGCUGAUUUUCUGAAUAAGCUUUUAAUAAAAAAGUGAAAUUCUCAGAAAUAUGCUAGUAUGAGGAUAGCUAAGCUGAAGAAAUAGAUAUCUAGGGCACUUCCCCUCCAGACCACCAGAGGGAACCACAUUUUUUGUGUUUAUUUGUGCAAUAAAUAGUUCCAUGUUUUAAGCCCCUUUGUGUGACCAGUUUGUUGCCUAGAUUCUAUUUGAUACCCGUUUGUUGGUCAAGCCUCGUCUAGCUCCAGUUUUGGAUGUAUUGACCACUUCACAGCCUCAAUUUGGGUUUGUUCUGCACUGUAAAUAAAAACAAAUUUUGGCUUGCAUCCUUCUUCCACCAUGUAUCAUGACAAUUGUGCACAAUCAGACAAAUUUGCCAUGUUUUCUUCAUAGCUGAUGCUUUCUUUUGCCGUGAAAAAAUAUCUUCCUUUAUUUAAGACUCUCAGCAGCUAGUCAAAGUAAAAAAAAAGUCCAAGAAGCUUUAUUGUCACUUCAACCAUAUAUAGCUGAUGCAGUACACAGUGAAGUGAAACAACGUUCCUCCUAGACCAGAGGUGCUACACAGAACACAGACAAAGUACAGUGACGCAGACAAACAUAGAGCUAAACACAGAGAUAAAACUAAACUAUACUUAAGGUGCAAGAAAUAAACUAGACAUACAACAGAAGUGCACAGGAUGACAAGACAAGACAGAGCAGACAAACAACAUGUAGACCGACUCUGUGCAAAUAACAGUGUAUACAGUGAGUGCAGAUAUGAAAUUGACACUUUGUGCAAAGAACAGUGUAUACGGUGAAUAUAAAUAUGAGCUAAUGAGGCCUAAAUGAGUUCUCCUGCUAAUAGCAGAAUUGUAUCUUAAUCUCAGAGGUGCAAUUUCUGUUGCUAAUAAAAGAUAAUUCAGAGUAAGCAUGGCCUUUGAAAAGAGGAGGGCCUUGAGCGAUUGCACAUUGAUAUCAUAUGAUAUGAUAUGAUAUGACUUUAGAAUAACAAAAACAAAUAUUAUUGAUGGUUUAAAUCAGUUUAAUAAUGUACAUUUAAUAACUUUCUACGUUUAGUAAUGCUAAAUCCAGAAUCUUCAAUCUUUU
Molecule: messenger RNA, 3351 nt
Organism: Hemibagrus wyckioides
Lineage: Eukaryota; Metazoa; Chordata; Actinopteri; Siluriformes; Bagridae
Gene: actr3b
Product: actin related protein 3B
Exons: 11
Coding region: 247-1245 (332 amino acids)
Cellular component (GO): actin cortical patch
Molecular function (GO): actin filament binding
Source: RefSeq, a predicted model, not a curated record